UACAACCAUCAGCUCCCGUCCGUAAAAGUCUUCGAGAAUACCUUUUUUUCUUCCUCACCAAAAAGCUCCCACCAGGAAGACCCUGGAGUAACCUAUAUGGAUCUGAAUUUAAUAAUCUUAGAACUGCAGAGCUGGUAGGGACCCUAUGGAUCGUGGAGUCACAGUGGGGAAUUGAACUCCCAACCACUGAGCUAUCCCAACGGUUUUUAUGGAUACAAUCUCCCGAUGACAUCACCCUCCCAUCUAUAAAAGGCUGGUGCUUUCAGAAGAGAAAGUGUAACUGGAAAAGGAGCAGCGUGUGCCACUCUGACAAACAUUGAGCCCAAAGCAGUGGAACUUGAGGCUUUAACUGACUUUCAGCAACACAGACACAUAAAGACUGAAGCACAUAAUACUACCAGUAUCUUCAGAAAGCCUGAUAUGAUCUGAGUGAACCUUUUCAUCUGACCCAAACACUAAAUCCAUCCAUUGUUGCAUCAUUAUGACAGCCACAAUCAAACUCAUGCCACAGCUAUGCCAACAUGAAGAGGUCAAGAGAGAGUGCCCUCUUUCAAUCCUGGAACAAACAUGGCAGAAAGUGAUUGUGACUCUGGAUCCAAAAACAGCCCAUCCCAACCUCCGGCUGUCUAAUGACCUCAAGAGUGUGAGGUGGGAGAGCAGAAAGCAAGAACGGCCCGACCACCCUGAGAGAUUUGACUGGGAGCCCUUUUUGCUGGGCCAGGAGAGCUUCACCUCUGGAAGGCACUGGUGGCUGGUGGGUGUGGAGGAGAUGGAAGGGCCUUUGGCUGCGAAGGCCAGGCCAGAGUCAGUCAGGAGGAAGAAAAGGAUGGGGCUAAGUCCCAAUGAAGAAAAAUGGGAGGUGGAAGAGAAAAGGGCGGCAAAGUGGGGGAUGUGGGCAGUGGGGGUGGCUAAAGAGUCUGUCCCAAGGAAAGGAAAGGUCAACCUGAAUCCAGACGGAGGCAUCUGGGCACUGGGGAAAGAUCUCCUUGACUCACCGAGGACCCCAUUGGCCCCCUAUCGCCUCACAAUGUUUACUUCACCUGAACGGACCCUUCUAAGCUUGAGGCAGGAACCCAAGAAGAUCCAGGUAUGCCUGGACUAUGACAAAGCUCAUGUGGCAUUUUUUGAUGCAGAUACAAAGGACUUGCUGGCCACUUUCUCAUCCACCUCUUUUUCUGGAGAGAAAAUCUGCCCCUUUUUCUGGGUGUACUGGGGCACAAGGCUGAAUUGUUGAAUCUGGAGGGCAACACAUCCACCUCCAUCAUCCCCUUUUCCUCCACCAUGACCCUCUGCAUGUAAUCAGUGUCCCCCAUUUUGUGCCUCUCAGGUCUACUGGAUUACAACUCUUAUCAACCUCAGCCAGUCAGCCAUGCUGCCUGGGGAUAAUGGGAGUUGUAUUCAAGCAGAUCUGGGGGUUACGAGACGGCAAAAGCCUGGCCUUUAGCUCUGUGAGGAUAAAACAACAAGCACAGCCUCCGAGCUUUCCAACCGGGACUUCCGCUUUUAAAUAGUAGAACUGUCCACCUAGAGGCAAGAAUUGUGAUAGAAAGCAAUCACUGUGAAUGAAAAUAAAAUCAUCGGGAUUUAAAACUUCCCCUUCACCACAGUGCUUUGGAUGCAUAAUGUUUACAAAAGUACAGCUGAUCAGUGAGAAACACAAAGUGAACCCUGGCUGAAUCAGAAGUGGGGAAGAGUGAAAGAAAAGAGGAACCUGCAAUGCUGAAUUUGGAAGCAGACCUUUGAAGAAAAGAAGGAGUGCACAGAUUAAGUCUUCAUAUAAAAUGCCAUGGGCUUCCGAUUCUCCACCUGUGGGAAGCCAUCAUAAAAUAGCAGGCUGGCUUUCUCGUAGAAGGGCCUGCACUUUGUGUUUAACCCUGUAUGUCGAUUUGUGAAUAAAGCCACAACCUAUGACAAA
Pogona vitticeps (central bearded dragon) is the source of this 1915-nucleotide messenger RNA. The record is from RefSeq and is a predicted model, not a curated record. NCBI's taxonomy places the organism in Eukaryota, Metazoa, Chordata, Lepidosauria, Squamata, Agamidae.